This is a messenger RNA of Guyanagaster necrorhizus, 2259 nucleotides long. Its product is annotated as Na+/solute symporter. Gene Ontology annotation, molecular function: putrescine transmembrane transporter activity; urea transmembrane transporter activity; spermidine transmembrane transporter activity. The record is from RefSeq and is a predicted model, not a curated record. The transcript has 14 exons. Gene Ontology annotation, cellular component: plasma membrane. The coding region runs from base 132 to 2153 and encodes 673 amino acids. Gene Ontology annotation, biological process: urea transmembrane transport; spermidine transport; putrescine transport. Lineage: Eukaryota; Fungi; Basidiomycota; Agaricomycetes; Agaricales; Physalacriaceae.
UACGGAUACAGAUAACGAAGAAGUACUUCUUACGGGGGACGGCCUCCGAAUUGAUGCCAAGUUCGCCCGCCCUCAGCUUGCGCUUCCGAUCUUCUCUGUCCGCCUCUCUUGAUCACGUCUUCCCUUGAGCAAUGCAGAUUCAACCUAUAUUCUCAGCCGGCUUCGGCUAUGGAAUCGUCAUCGGGUUAGGCGCAGCGUUUGCCAUCAUCAUGAGUAUUGUUGCGUGGGGUCUGAGCAGAUAUGCCGGCGAAACGCAAGAUUCAGAGAUGCAAAUGACUGCCAAAAAGUCCGUACGCACAGGUCUUUUGGCGGCUUCCGUUGUCUCGUCCUGGACUAUCGCUGCGACCCUUCUUACGUCAACUGCGUACGGAUACUCUUAUGGUGUCUCUGGUGGCUGGUGGUACGGUGCUGGCGCUUGCGUGCAGAUCCUGUUGUUCACAGCUUGUGCAAUCGAGCUUAAGCGUCGCGCUCCGGCUGCUCAUACUUUUGCUGAAGUUGCCAAAAUUCGCUUUGGACCAGCAGGGCACUUCACUCUUGCUUUCUAUUCGUUCUUGUACCAGUUAUUCGCCUCGGUCAACUUGCUCGUCGGCGCUGGCUCCAUUUUCUCUACUUUGACGGGAAUGAGUGCCGAUGCAGCUUGUAUGCUUCUGCCUCUUGGUGUAAUUAUUUACUCUGCCCUCGGAGGAAUCAAGUCUACGUUCCUGUCGGACUAUGUUCACACUUUGAUCAUUUACAUUAUCUUGCUCAUAUCUGUUAUCGUCGUCUAUGGCACUUCGAGCUUGAUUGGGUCUCCGGGCGAUAUGUACGAAUUGCUUCGAAAAGCAGCGCUUGCCCAUCCCAUCGAUGGCAACCAAGACGGAGAAUAUCUGACCAUGAAGUCCCUGUCUGGUGGUCUUGUGGGUGCGGUGUUCGUAGGAAGCGGCUUCUCCGCCGCUGUUGACUCGCAGCUGUUCCAGAAGGCUAUUGCAGCAAACCCAGAGAGCACCAUCGGCGGGUACCUUUUGGGAGGAACCGCCUGGUUUGCCAUUCCCUUCUGUCUCGCCAGUACUUGGGGUCUCGCGGCUGCGGCUCUCGAAAGCCAUUCCUCCUGGCCAACCUAUCCUGACCGCUUGACGGCAGCUCAGGUAUCGGAGGGAUUGCCGAUGCCAUUGGCCGCCUUGACGGUUCUUGGUAAGGGUGGUGCUGGUGCUGUUAUUGUUAUGCUGUUCAUGGCUGCAACAAGUGCUAUGAGUUCUGAGACAAUGGCCGUCACCGGGCUGGUUACCUAUGAUAUCUACCGAACUUAUAUUAACCCCAAGGCCUCUGAUAAACAAUUGAAAGCCAUUGCUCAUCUUACCGUCAUCCUUUUCGGUCUCUCUGUCGGCGCCAUUGCCUGUGGUUUCCUCCAUGCCGGGUUCUCUGUCAACUUCAUCGUCACCGCAAUCGGUAUCGUUGUCGACAGUGCCGUCAUUCCUAUGGUAUGUACGCUAACUUGGGCACGAAUGAACACCCUUGCGUGUGUUGGUGCUCCUGUCCUUGGUUCAUCAGUCGCGCUUGUAGCGUGGUUUGUGUCCACAAAGCAUUACUCCGGCGUCAUCACCAUCGACACCCUCUCUACUCUCAAACCACUGGCCUUAGGAAAUGGCAUCUCCAUCAUCGCACCCCUCUUUUUCGUACCGUUGUUGACCUUCAUCGGCGGUAACCAGAACUUUGAUUGGAACCGUCUGAAGCACGAGAUCACAGCUGUGAAAGCCCACGGCGAAGCUCAUGAACAUACGCACUCGUCUGACGACGAGGAAAAAGAAACUGACGACAAGGAGAAAGGCCAAACUAACACAACAAUCAUCAUGACAAAGGAAGGUUCAGACGAACUCGUCGAAGUUGACUUGUCCGACGAUGCCGAACGCGUCUUGAAAGCGGGACGGGCAAAGGCACUUUGGGCUGCAACAGCCAUGACGCUCAUUUUCUGCAUUUUGGUUCCACUUCCCAUGUAUUUCACUGGAUAUGUCUUUUCGAAGGGAUUUUUCACCUUCUGGGUUGUGACAAUUUUCCUUUGGGCAUUCUACGCUGCACUCACCAUCGGCAUUCUUCCUUUAUGGGAAGGCCGCUUCGGCGUCGCCGCCUUCGUCAGAGGAUUAUGGAAGGAUAUACGGCAAAUUUCUUCUCGCGCCUGAACAGAGAGUUGAAGGCGCUUUUUUUAUUGGGUUAACGAUAUUUGGAUGACGGGUUGAAAAUGUUCUGAUUGACAUAUUUUAUCUCGAUACUAGAUGACUAUGUAAU